Ogataea philodendri is the source of this 1569-nucleotide messenger RNA. RefSeq lists its product as uncharacterized. The record is from RefSeq and is a predicted model, not a curated record. The coding region runs from base 1 to 1569 and encodes 522 amino acids. Gene Ontology annotation, molecular function: phosphoacetylglucosamine mutase activity; magnesium ion binding. Gene Ontology annotation, biological process: carbohydrate metabolic process; UDP-N-acetylglucosamine biosynthetic process. The transcript has a single exon. Lineage: Eukaryota; Fungi; Ascomycota; Pichiomycetes; Pichiales; Pichiaceae.
AUGUCCCUUGAUCCAGUUUUAGCCGCCAGCAAAUCCCAUCCAAAGCCGCCAAACGCCCAGUUUGCGUAUGGAACCGCCGGGUUCAGAACACUGGGCGCGCAAUUGGACUCCACCGUGUUCAGAGUUGGGGUUCUGGCCGCACUAAGAUCUGCCAAACUAGAAGGAAAGACCAUUGGAGUCAUGAUCACCGCCUCGCACAACCCGCCACAGGACAACGGAGUCAAGCUUGUGGACCCGUUGGGUGAGAUGCUGCCCCAGGUGUGGGAACCGUACGCUACACAACUUGCAAAUAGCGAGGAUCUCUUGGCUGAUGUGGAGGACAUCGUGGCCAAGGAAAAUAUUGAUGUGGGAAAAGCAGGUCUCGUGAUCGUUGGAAGAGACACAAGGGAAACGGGACCCGAACUUGUGACCGCUGCUUUGGACGGUAUCAACGUGUUUUCACAGUCCAAAGACUUUGGAGAGCUCACAACUCCUCAGCUGCAUUAUUUGGUCAGAUCCCACAAUGAUCCAGAAUUUGGAGAGCCUACAGAACAGGGAUACAUUGACAAGACUGUCGCAGCUGUUGAGAAAAUCAUGAACCUGUGGAAUAUCACCGAUCCAAUCAAGAUUACAGUCGAUGCUGCCAAUGGUGUGGGUGCACUGAAACUGAAGAAACUCAAGAGCAGCCUGAUCGCCAUCACUGUUAUCAACGAUAAUACAAGAGAUAAGCAAGCACUUAAUGUUGAUUGCGGUGCAGAUUUCGUGAAAACCAACCAGAAACUGCCGGCCAACGUGCAACCUACUCCCGACACUCUAUACUCUUCGUUUGAUGGAGACGCAGACAGAGUGGUGUUCUACUACAUGGAAGGCCAACAGUUCAGACUGCUAGACGGAGAUCGGAUUGCCACCCUGCUCGCAUCAUUGCUCAACACUCUUCUCCAGAAAGUCCAGCUGAAGGUGAAAUUGGGCAUCAUUCAAACUGCAUAUGCUAACGGUAGCUCCACCAAAUACAUCGAGGAACAGUUGAAAGUUCCUGUUGCAUUCACCCCGACCGGCGUGAAACACCUGCAUCACAAGGCCCAAGAGUACGAUAUCGGAGUGUACUUUGAGGCCAACGGUCACGGAACAGUGCUGUUCUCUGACGAGUAUAUUAAAUUACUCAAGACCACCAACACCACCACCGAGGAACAACAAAAAGCGCUGCAGACUCUGCAAUUGCUUGUGGAAGUGAUCAACCAAACAGUUGGAGACUCGAUCUCGGACCUAUUGGCUGUUCUGCUAGCUUUGAAGAUCGAGAACAAAUCGUGCCGGGACUGGGCCGACGAGUACACCGAGCUGCCCAACAAGCUGUUCAAAGUGCUCGUUGCUGACAGAUUUGCAUUCAAAACCGCCAACGCGGAGAGACAACUUGUGGAGCCUGCAGGUCUUCAGGAACAGAUCGACGCGUUGGUGCAGCAGUUUCCGCAAGGCCGGUCGUUUGUGCGUGCUAGCGGGACCGAGAACGCGGUGCGUGUGUACUCUGAAGCUGCUUCCGAGACAGACUGUCUUGAGCUGGGCAACCGGGUUUGCAAGCUGCUGGAGAAAUACUGA